Messenger RNA from Hemibagrus wyckioides, 7688 nucleotides. It is a transcript of the gene fam169aa, whose product is annotated as family with sequence similarity 169 member Aa. NCBI's taxonomy places the organism in Eukaryota, Metazoa, Chordata, Actinopteri, Siluriformes, Bagridae. The record is from RefSeq and is a predicted model, not a curated record. The transcript has 12 exons. The coding region runs from base 161 to 6877 and encodes 2238 amino acids.
CAUCCAGACUCACGGCCAUUUUUGCAAACUCAGCUACUAAUGUAAACUACCGCGCAAUACUAUCAUCACAGAGCUUUGCAGACCAAAUUUUAAAAAAAUAAAAAAUAAAAUAAAAAACAAGUUUCUUCGCCGUUUCUUCAUCUAUUCAGCACAUUUAGGGAUGGAGUUCCCUGUGGAUAUAUUGGCCAAUGUGGAUCCUGGAUCCCUGGAGCAGUCAGCAAAAAGCUACAUGUCUAAACUUCUCUUCAAAAAUUUAGAAGUACAUGAGUACCUCAACAUACCUGGAUCUAAGAAUAUAGAGAUUGGCCUCUGUAAUGUGAGUUUUGUCCCUCUCUAUGGAGUUGACGUUAAACAAAAGAUCCUUGCACUAUUUUCACCUGACGAACCUCUUAAAGCGGUCGGACUCUACCUGUUGGAUCAGUGGUGGUCAGCUGAAGAUAUUCUUAAAACAGCAGACUCCUCACGAACAGGACUGAUUAAGGUAAGAACUCCUGGAGAGAGGAUAGUUCUGUAUGUCCUUAACAGAAUCAUAUACAGAAUGAAAGAGGUGGUCAGGGACGAUGUGCUCUUUCCUUGCCAUGGAGAAGAUGAAAUUGCCAAAAUCCUCUGGAAAAAUGGCGAGGCCAUUGGCUUUUAUUCAGUCAAAGCUGAAGGGAGCUUGUGCCCAAAAUUCUUGACCCACCGUUAUCAGAUUCCUGUCAUGGAUACCAUAUUCAUUCGGAAAGAUCACCGUGGACAUGGACAUGGUCUCCAUAUGCUGGAGGACUUUAUUGUCAGCUACAGACAAGAAAUUAUGGGUUUGUCAUGUCCACUCUCACCAGCCAUGUACAAAGUUUGUAAAAAGUACCUGAGUCUUCAUCCAGGUGACACAGAGCUGCUGUGGGAAAUAGUGGAUGUAGGAAGCCCUUUUCAGAGAACUCAAAUAGCCAGAAAAUUACAAGCAAUGGACCUAAAAGGAAAUCAAGUCAUGGGGAAACUGAAUUUUGAUACAGAAGACAGUGAUAUCCCAAAGGAAGUCCAGGAGACUAUGGAGUUCACAGAGGUUGUAGAGGAGGUUGUCCAGAUUAAAAUAACAAAAGAUGCACAGGACACACCAGUUACAACUCUUGGCAGGAGCAGCAAUCUGAAGCGUAAAAAGCUUGGAGCAGACACAGGAGAAAAAACUGAGAAAAUCAUCAGGGUGGAAGACAUUGAGACUUAUGUUCAGUGUGCAGUGUGCAAGGUGCAGAAGGAUGGCAAAAUGUCUUUGAAUUUAAAAGACUCUCAACUCAAGGACACAAUGGAGACAUUGACACAUGAUUCUGGCAACCCCAUAUCAGAUAUUACCCAUCUUCACUGUGAAGUGCAAAACAAACUGAGCCUUCAAACUACCCAUCAGUCUGAAACAAAAAUGAUGCCUGUUAUGGAAAUCCAAGGCCUAAAGAGCAGUGAUCUCCAACCUUUAGAAUGUCAGCAGGUGAUAGAAGUGGAGAUUGUUAAGAUGUCAUUAGAAACAGAAGAGGUAAAAGAAAAAGCUGGAGAGGUGAAAGAAAGUAAAGAUGACAUUGAAAAAGACAUACUUUCACAUGGGAGAGAAACCUUUGAAGGAAUAGUAGAAGUACAAAAAGAUCAAACAGAUAUGGCAGACACUAUCAACAAAGAAGAUAUAGAAGAUGAAGUAGAGAUGGGGAAAAAAUCAGUGGUCGAAAACAUUGUUGAUGACACAGAAGAGACAGAAGUAGAGAAGGAGGAAGCUGGAGCUCGGGAGGUGUUUUUCUUAGGAAAAGAGCAAAGUGAGCAAGACACAGUUGAAGAGACUGGCAUGGUUCAGGAUGGUUUGCAUGAAAAUGAACAGGAAACUGAAUACAAAGAACCAGCUCCUGAUAACGAAGAGGAGAAAUUCAGUACUAUGAUUCAACAAGAGGAAAACUCAAACGUAGCUUACAGUUCAGGCUCAAAAAGGAAAUAUGGUGACAAAUGUAGAUCAAACUAUGAAACUCCACCGAGGCGCUCUAGAAGACUCAAUGAUCAGGCUGUAGAAAAUGAACUGACAGAAAGAGAUCUCCAAAGUUCUUAUAAGAAAACAAUUUCUAAACAAGUGUACAGUAGACAAUCCAAAUCUUUAAAGCAGCCAGAGUUACUCAAACACGUAAAAGAACCUAAAGUAAAAGGAUUAAAGCAAACAGAAUCUCAGCUUGAAAAAGAACAGGUAGAAGAAACUCCUGAAAAUGAGAAUGUGGAAGUCUGUUGUGAAAAUCCGAUCGCAGCUCAUAAGGAGAAUGAAGAAGGAAUAGUUAUCGAGAAGGAUUGUUUAGAUCAACUAACAACUGAUGAUGAAACUUCCAUGGGAGUGGACAACAAAAUGGAUGUUAAUAAUGCUGAAGCCUCUGAACCAUCUAAUGCAGAACACUUUGAAGAGCAAGAAGAAGAACCAGCUUCAGCAGAAGAUGGCAGCAACACAAAAUCAACUCUGAAAUGGCAAACAGCAGACAUCCCUCUUGUUGAAUCCAUAGAUAAACAGCAAGUGGUAGAAAUGUCAGACAAUGAAAUUGUGGUUGUGGUUGAGGACAAAAAUAGAGAUAGCAAUUAUGAAGAAAGAGAAGUAAGACUUGACAAGAUUGAGGAAAUCAUUAUAUCAAAGGAUAAAGACAAAGUUCCAGAGCCAGUUAUUGCAGAUGAAAACAAGAUCGAGGAGGCUCAAGAAGAGGAACCUAUGAAAGAACCUAACAUGAUUCAAAGUGCGGAACCAAAAAUUAUGAACAUUGUGUCAAGUCUUGAUUAUGAAGUUGGCAAGACUUCCAAGGAUGAGAAAAAAGCAGUUAUUGAUCAUACUGAGGUGGUCAGAAAUGCUGAAAUAGAGGUUGAAGGAAAAUUAUUGGAACCAUUUGCUGCAGAUGCUGUUGAAAAGCAGGAUGAGAAACCAGGCUCAGAAACAGGGCCAGCAGAGGAAGAUAAUAGCACAGUAGAAGGCAGAACUCAGAAACUGGAAAACGUUGCUGUUACGCUUAUAGAUUUUAACAAUGUCCCUCUCAAACAUGAAAGUAGACUCAAGCAUCGAGCAGCAGAAAGUGAAAUUACAGAAAGAGUUCUGAGGAGCUGUACAAAAGCUGGUAAAGCAAAUUCUAAAACAAAAGCUGUAAAGCAACAAGUGACAAUACAACUAGUAGAUGAUCCUAAAGUUGAGCAUAUGAAGAAUGUUCUGGAGUCACUCACUGAAACUGCUGUGGAAGAGAAUAUUGAGUUAGUAAGCAUCACCACUGAAACUGAACAUGAGAAAGCGGUUGAAUUAGAGGUUGAAGAAAAAACACUCGGACAGUGCGGUGCAGAACCUGUUGAAGAGUGUGAAGAGGAACCAGCCUCAGUAACAGGGCCAGAAAAGGAUGAUGACACAGAAGAAGCCACAUCAAAUUUGAUACGGCAAAAGGUUGCUGUUGUGCUUAUGGAUUCCGCAAUACAUAUGGAUGCUGGUAAUGAUGUUAAGGGAACUUCACAGCUACAGGAGGAAGUAGAUCUUGAACUUCAUAAGCAAAGUACUGAUACAGAAUCUCAGGUUGAUCACACCGAAAAAGAGCAAGCAGUGGAAACAGAUGAAACGGUGGAGAGUGAGGAGAGUGAUUUACUGAAUGAUGAAGACAGAGCUCCAAAGUCAGCCUUCAAUGAUGAUGAAAACACAGAAGAGACAGAUACUGUUCAAGAAAUACCAGGUGAGAAUCCAAAAAGUCUGCAUCUCAUUGAGUCAAGUGAAGAUGUUGAAUGUGAGCUAUCAGAUGUUCUGAUUAAACUAGAUGAAGAGGAAGAGAAUGAGGCAAAGUCGGUAACCCCAUUACGACGCUCUAUCAGGCUCAAGGAUCAGGCUGCAGGAAGUGAACUGACCAAAAGUGUUCUCAGGAGAUCAGCAAGACUGACAAACAAAGCCACUCCACAACAAAGACACAAACAACAAAUCAAAGCCAUGAUGCAGGAACCUAAACAAGAUGAGUCUCAGAAUAAUGACAUGAACAUUAUUUUAGGGUCUGAGUUUGCAGUAGGAGAGCACAUGGAGCCAGAGACUGUUCCAAAAAAUGAGAUUUCAGUUGUACAGGGCACCUGUGAAGAAGGAGUAAGUUUGGAAAAGGAAAAUAUAGAAGCUGAUGACUAUGAGAACAUUAUGAGCAUAAGGAAAUCCCAUGGAGAUGAUGUAGAGGAAAAUAUAAGGAGAGAAGAUGUUGCAGAACAAGACAAGAUGGCACCUGAAGAUACAAAACAUGGAGAAGCUGAACAAAUCUGCACAUCUGAAUAUGUGAAAGAAGGUGAAGAUAAAAUACAAGAAGAUACUUUGACACUGCAAAAAGCUUCUGUUGUACUUGUGGAUGUCAUAAAAGAUCUCCCCAAUCUAACAGGUGAGUUUAGUUCUGCUUUUGCAGCUUCUCAGGAGGAAAGUAACAAAUUUGAAAUGAGUGAACAAGCAGUGAAUAUUCCUGAAGAGGUGACAGACGAAUUACAGACUGAAGCUGUAGAGGUAGAGAACAUGGAGACAGAGUCAGUAAAUCCUAGUGAAGACGAUCUCUCACAUCUGAAUCCCGCUGCACAGGACACCGCUGAGGAUGAGAGAAGUGUAGUGAUGAAUAUGAUAGAGGACGAGGCAACUGAUACCAGUAAGCUUAUAGUAGAGAAGUACAUUGAUGAAAGUAAGGUGGAGGAAGAAUCCAAAACAGAACAGUUUAUUCUGCAAGAUCCUGUUUUAACUGAAGAAUCGGAUCAUGUGGAAUGUUUAGAGACAGCUAAACUGGCCACAGAUUUGGCACCAGAAGAGGACAUGGAGAAUGCAGCCAAGUCCACUUCCAUGUUAAAACUACAUCAAGUUCAUGUGCAUAUGGAUGAUGAAAGGCAAUCAAGUGAAAUUGAGACAGAUGAGAAGGAAACAACACAAAAGUCCCAGGAAAAUAAAUUGGUAACCAAGGAUAAUAUUGCAAAUGAAGAGAAGGUAUUGACUGAGAUGAAUGUAACAGAAAAUGUUACAGAAAGAAUAGAAGAAGAAGAAGACGAAGAACAAGCAGCAGUAGUGGAACUGGGUUUCGAUAACACACUCAUUACAAAUGAUGAACAAGUUGGGGAUAGUCUUGCAAAAGAAGAUGUGAAAGAUGAUUUGAAAGAAAUAGAAGACACUACCUUAAAAGUUAAAUCUACUUCAACAGAACUGGAUACAAAUAAAACUCUGGUAGAGUGUCAAGAAAGUAUAACACCUGCCCAAGGUGACAGUGUCCAGGAAAGUAGAAAUUUCAAGCAUAGGACUGUACCAGUGAUGCAUACACAAGAAAGAAAGUCUGGACAUCUCCAAAAUAUAUACAAAGGAACCAAAAUAAAUGAAAACACAGAAGAGGAGAGCUCAGAUGAAGAAGUUGAAACUGUAUUCACAAGACAUCUAAGAGGAAGAACAGUAACAGUAACACCGAGAAGAUCUAAACGUCUCACAGUCAUACAAGCUGCAGAGAUGGAGAUGGAGCAACAUGUGACUAAUGUUUGUCAUGAAAUAGUAGCAGUGCAAGGCACUGAAGAGACCAGGACUGCUGUGGAAGAGACGUGCGAGACCAAUUCAAAAUACGACAGUGAGGAAAUACCUUCUGUCUCUGAAGCAGAGAGGAAAGACCAGAACCAAGAUAAUGAUCUACCUGGAAAUGAUGCAGAAAAGGUGGAGGGGGUGACUGAUGGAAGAAAAGCUAUGGUAGGAGAAACUGUUGAUCAUAAGGAGGUAGAAACAAAACGCAGGGAAAUUCUAGUAGAAGUUGAUCUACCAGAUGAAAAUCAGGAGAAAGAAGUAAGAAGUGCAAAUUCCAAACAGGAAAGUGACCAACAGGAUCAUGCUCUGGAGGAAACGUUGCUUGAGAAAACAUUUGAAAAAGAACUUAGUAAGAGAAUGGAAGAACAAUGCCUUGAAGAAGCAAAAGAGAGUGCUAUAAACAUUUGGAUUACAGAUCAGUCAGUAAGUCUUGAUCAGUCAGAAGAAGGCAAAGGUGUUGAAAGAAGGGCCUUGAGAGAACGAACAAUAACUAUCAAACCCACUUCUGUAAGGAAAUCUAAACGACUCACGGUCAACGGCAAACAGGAUCACGGUCAAAAUGAUGGGCAAACAGUUGUGUGGGCAAAUACUGAAGAUUCUGCACCUGUAGAGGCAACAGUAAUUGAGAUGACUGAUGUGCAGUCACAUAAAGAAAAUAAAACCACUGAUCAAGGAAAAGGUCAAGAAAUAAAGGACACCAAUUCUAUAGGUGGAGAAAUCUCACAGGACAAAACUUAUGGAGAUGCUGAAAACAGCCAAGAAAACACAGAGACAGAAGAUAAAACAGAGUUUCUAUGUGUGUCAACAGAAGAUACGCAUAGUAAGAUAGUGGCACAAGAAGAAGAAAAGGUUGAGGAGAACAGGAAAAAACAUUCGGCAACAGAGGAUAUAAUGGAGUCUGGAAACAAUGCAGGCAAAUCUGAGAAAGUAGCUGAUAAACCCCAAGAAGUCGAAGACACUCAAGAGGAAAGUGAGAAGAAUGUAGAGGAAAUGCCUGAAGCCCAGAUAACUCUAGAUGAAACCUUCACCUUGGAGCUGGAUGAAGAGAUUGACAAUAAUGAGUGUAAUCAAGUGGUUGAGGAGACCAAAGCUUCAUUUCAGGAAAGUGAAAAAGAAAUCACAGAUACAGAACAAGAGUCUGGACUGAAAUCAGCAACAGCUUCACCUGGACAAAGAUCAGCUAGGAGAAGAAGGGGAUUGCUACAAGAUUUUCAGAGUGAAAUGGAAGAUAAGUCAAAGGCAGAUGAGGUAAAAGACAUGAUUGGAGGAAAAGAGGAAAAGAAACCUCAUCAAAAAAGAAAGCCUGUAGAUGAGCUAACACCUCGUAGAUCGAAACGGCUUGCAAGAGCAGAAAUUGUGUAAGGGGAAAAAAACAUCAGCAUGGCCAAUUACCGGCUCUAAAAAAAUAAAAUAAAAUUGUUUUUUUUAUGCAACUUAAAAGGUUUCUUUUUAAUUAGAAAAUUUAAUAUGCAGAGUGUAGUCUAUAUUUUAAUACAUUUUGUAGCUUUAACUUUUUUGUCAUUUUGAACUGUAUUCAAUUCUUAACGUUCUAUUUCCUCUGUUAAUAAAUGUUUAAUUACUGUUACUUACAGACUUGUAAUAUAUCUAAGUUUUUACUUUCUACAUUACUCUCUAUACAGUAUAGCUCCAUUUUUCAUAAUGUGUAAGUGGUUGCUUUGUAUAUUAGUGCUAAUUGAUAAUAUUCAGUUCCUACAGGGUAAUAUUUCUCUUUUCUGUAUUGUGUACAAAAAGGUUUUUUUUUUUUUUGUCAAAAUUGUUUUCUGAGUGCCUAUAUCAGCUCUUCUAUAGUUCUAGUACAGUUAUGGCCAAAUCUGUAUCUGUAAUGUAAGUCUCAUGAUCUAUUGAAACACAGUGAUUAGAAAUGCUCUCUCAUCAGUUCACACUGUGAAAUACACUGCAGGUAAUUAGUGUAGACGUUCCACUAGCACCUCCUCAGAAACGUUGAGUCUGAACUUAGUUGUUAGUAUACCAAUUUAACAACUUUGAAACAUUUUUUUUUAUUAUAUGAUAUUUUAUUUACUAUUAGAUAUUUUUCUUUUGAAUCUGAAAACAUUGUAUCUAGUUUCCUGCACCACUGAGCAGUAUGUUUGUUGUCUAUAUGCAUUUUAAAACAUCUUUAUUUUUCUUAUUUUAAAUAAAGUUUGGGAAUUAA